ACGCUUGUAAAUGUUACGAUUAUAACCGCCGGUGUAUUAUCAGUUAAUGUUUCCACGCAGGCGUGAAAUUAACUUGAAGACAUCAUCUUGUACAAGUGUUGUAACCUCUUCACACCUGGAUGGGGACGACAGCUCAGUGACUAAUCCCUCCGCGAUCCAUCUCAUGACAUGGAAGCGUGAUAUCCUGAUGACGGCCGCUCAAAAAUCCCAUCAAAAGCUCAUUUCCUUUUAUGGGCAAAUCCUCGCAUGCAUCAUCCGCCUCGGAGGAGUUUGACGGCCCUGGGUUUGGGCGGUAGGUGGCCACGAAGUUUCCGAGUCGAGUUCAAGUCCCCCUAAUGGGGUGUGUUUGUAGCCACGCAGGUACACAGGGGCGUGACCGCUGAACUCUUCGGCCGCGGAUGUCAGCUCCUGUUCCCCGCGCCUCUUUGUAACCGAACUGUCUGGCCAGAGUAUUUGUAGGGGGGGGAAUUUCCCCAUCAAUAGCAACGAGUACAGACAACUCCGCCCCUGGGCUUAGCCGGGCUCACGUCACACACCUGGGUGACGUCAUGCAACCAUGGCGCAUGUGUAGAGUAAAAUAAUAUUAAAUUAACUCCUGCCAUCUAUAUAUACACACACGGUAGAGUGGGUCCACCUCGCUUCCGCCCGUGGGAUUCGCGCCCGUCCUCCGUGCCGUGGGAGUGAGCGAGGCCCGCGAUGGGGACGAUGGUGAUGAUGGUGGCGGUGGUGAUGGUGAUGGGCGCGUGGUCCUCUGGGGCAGUACCUACGGCGCGCUGGCCAGUGGUCCCAGUCUGGCACAUACUGGAGAUGCGCAAAGAGCUCACGCUGCACCUGUGGCCACGCAAGGAGGCUCCCCCCGGGGACCGGUGCCAGGUGUGCAGGGUGAACCCCAACCUGAACCCUAACCUGAACCCCAACCUGAACCCCAACCUGACGGCGAACUGCACUUACAACUCAACCGACCUGCACGUCAACCCCAGCGCCAGCAUUCACGUGGGGUUCACGUGCCUCGAACCGGAGAAGCAUUUUGCCAUGAACGCCUCGCUCAAGUACCUGUUCAACCUCAAGCAUCUGGGCCAGGUUUCCAUGCGGGUCCCCACGCUGCCCAGGACCUUCCCGCUGUCGCUGGUGGAAGUGAAGUGGAAGCUGAUGCUGUCCGCCAAGGGCGAGGAAGGCUCCCUGGAGAUCCUAUUCCCGACCCCUCGCCCCUCGACCAUCAAACCGCCCAGCCAAAGGCCGCCGGGCGUUGCGGGCGUCUCGAACCGGGCGGGGCCCUGCGACGAGGGGGAGCUGCACAUCUUCACGAGCGACUGGGUGGCGCAAGUCAUGACGGUCGGCUCCUUCUGCCAGCACGGGGCUGGCAAGGAGGGCGGCCUCCAGAAACUGCUGUCGAGAAACGGCACGUCUGUUCGGCUCCUGUUACCGCCCAAGUCUCGUGCCAAGCGCUCGCCCUAUUCCUCCGCCGUGGAGUUCAGCGUAUCCUACCUGGCCCAAGAGAUUCAAGAUCAAUACAUUGUAUUUUACGAGCUCGGACGCAAUGGCUCGGAGGUGGUGCAGAGCGCGGGCUGGCCCCACGGCGUGCCGGACCUCAUGUCGGGCAGCUGGCUGGUGAGCACGGCGGCGGUAAAAUCCAGGAGCAUUCCCGACUACGCCACCAGGGUCACGUUCCUCAACGCGAGCGCGCCCAAGUGCCGGCAGGGCCACGUCACCAUGGUCGUGGAGCCCUUCACUUCUGCCCAGCCGCGCCACUCCCUCAACGAGGGAAAGUCGUGGCGAGAGGACGACGCAUGGCCCCAGUUGGUUGGGCUCUCCAGCGACACCUUCUACCUAAACUUCUCCAACUGCAAGGUGGAAUCCGGCAGUCUUCUCUUCAAGGCACUCAUAGAGCCAGGCGUAAAACCACCGCCAGACUCCAAGGCGCUGAUGAUUGGUGGGAUAGCUGGCGGCGUGGUCGCCAGCGUGCUGGUGAUAGUCCUGGUGACGGUGUGCUGCGUCUGCAAGAAGCGAAGGCGAAAGCCCCCAAAUACGAACGACGCAGGAGGAGAUGGAGGCUUUCGGGGGCAGUACGAGGGCUUCGUGCCACGCGGGAUGCAGAGUAGACCGACGCGCAAGGCCAGUGACUCCUCCAUAUACGAGGUCAUACCCGACGAGGCUGUCUACAGCUUCCACCAAGCAGAAGACAAGAAUCCCCCGACCCCCAACGGACAGGAGCAUGUCCUCACCGAAAACGAGUUCUACCGCGCGUUCCACCACCUCUCGCCCCCGCCGCUGCCAAGCCGCAACACGCCGUCCACCUCCAUGGAGAUGGUGACCUACGACCUGCCCCCCACGGACGACCACGAGGACGACCGAGUGGACGAGGAGGAGCACGGGCGGCAGAAUCAGCAACUACGCCCCGGGGAACCCCUACACAACCAAGUAGGGAUUCCUGAAGCGACCGAUGAAGAAGCCGUACAGAAAUAGCAAUAUAGAGUGAAGGCCGACGUCUCUCCGAUGUGUGUCCAGGCUGUGCCGCGUGCUCUUCGGUAGGAUGGCCAACGUUUCGCUGCACGUGUUCCCGGAGAAGCUCCCAGCAACGUGGAACAAAAAUGUGAGACAUCGUGUGGAGCAAAGCGUCGGACGCACAACUGCAAAAACCUAAGCGUUUAGUAUCUCCAGACAGGUGCUGUGCUGCUCUCCUGGAGCGCACCUUCCAUGAAGGCUUUUUUUUUUUACAUGCCGUGUAUAAGUGAAGGAGAAUGGUGAGACGUUCUAUUCAGUUCCUAAAGCUCCCAGCACGUGGAGCAAAAUGUCGAACCUUGCGCUGAGCAUGUUGGUACAACCCGAAAACGCAUCGGAGAGUUAUACAGCACAAAAAUCCAUCGUGGAGAAAUGUGUGUCCCGUGUGUAAGCUACAAGACUGUUAUCAUCUUGACCCAGAGUAAUUUAAGGAAUGUGUUUAUUCGUUUUCCCAUAUUAACAGUUGAAAUAAUUGGCCAAACUUUCUCAAAACCCUCCACCUGUCUACCCAGGAGUAUAAAUGGGCACACGACAGUUCGUUGAUCGGGAAGCCGCGUGUGGUGGGGAAAAGUGUGGGUACACUGUCAUCUCUUCCAAGACAUCUGGCCAUUGUGGAAGAGGUCAACAAUAUCCUGGAGAGUGGCUCCAGUGAGCUCCUCUCGAGGUCAUUCCACCAGUGGUGUAAGAAAAUGCAGGGCUCCGCCUUUGUUUUUAAUGAAUACAAAAGUUUUAUUUUAAGUUAAAAACAUUCUCACAAUCUUUACACUUUUUUUAAAUUCCAAUGUACAGCAGAAACUCAAAGUAGGUAUAGACAAGGUUGAUUUGUUUACAAAGUGUCGUUUUAUCAUUUGAAAUGUGUACAUAAGAAACUGCGUUAGCAGAAUAGUAAUAAUGCGUCAACUUUGUGUGUGAAAAACUAGCACACCGUGUGCCUUCCUGUGUACGAGUUCCUCAUGGGAACUAUUUAAAAUGUCGUUUUGCUGCCGUGUUGUGAGUUUA
This is a messenger RNA of Petromyzon marinus (sea lamprey), 3498 nucleotides long. RefSeq lists its product as uncharacterized. NCBI's taxonomy places the organism in Eukaryota, Metazoa, Chordata, Hyperoartia, Petromyzontiformes, Petromyzontidae. The record is from RefSeq and is a predicted model, not a curated record.